AUGUCUUCAUUCAACCCACUCACCUCAAUUUUGAACCAAAACAAGUUAGAAGGACCGAAGUAUGUUGACUGGAAAAGGAACCUUGAUAUUGUCCUAACUGCUGAACGUUACAAAUUUGUAAUCACUGAGGAGUGCCCAAAAAAACCUGAUGAAGAUGCUACUUAUGAUCACGUUAUGGCCUAUGACAAAUGGGUCAAGGCUGAUGAGAUGGCACGAUGUUACAUUCUUGUCUCUAUGGCGAAUGUUUUGCAACAUCAGCAUCAGUCUAUGGGGUCUGCUUAUGACAUACUCGAAAAUAUCAAAGAGAUGUUCGGUGAGCAAAAUCGUGCGGCUAAGCAGACAGCCAUGAAAGCUCUUUUGAACACCAAGAUGGCUGAAUGA
Molecule: messenger RNA, 381 nt
Organism: Nicotiana tabacum (common tobacco)
Lineage: Eukaryota; Viridiplantae; Streptophyta; Magnoliopsida; Solanales; Solanaceae
Source: RefSeq, a predicted model, not a curated record